AUGCGCCCGAGAAUCAACUCGGCCAUUUUCGUGUCCAACAGCGGUCCAGGCCUGGACACCAGGGAGUUCUUCCGCAGGCACGGCAGCGUCUCCAGGCUGUGUCGCAAAGCGCGCAGCGUGGACAACAUCUCCUUGGAGGAGAAACACUUCGGGCUGCCGCAGCUGUCAAUUUCGGGACCGUCGCCUCCGGAAGAUGAAGAAAAAGAGCUGGACAGGGAAAUCUCGGAGACGGAAACGUUGAUGAGGCAAGAAUGA
Molecule: messenger RNA, 255 nt
Organism: Acanthoscelides obtectus
Lineage: Eukaryota; Metazoa; Arthropoda; Insecta; Coleoptera; Chrysomelidae
Source: the annotation of a GenBank genome assembly